GAAGUGUUUUUAAUUGCCAGACGCAUACACCAUAUAUCCUGUUGUCUGUUUUUAUAUUACUUACUUUUCCAGAUUUACGUUGACGACUGAGCCCUGAAGAAAACGAAAUUUUAUUAGCGAGUAUUGCGUGCUAACAUAUUCAGUUUUCCCAAUAAACAUGGCUUCUGGAUUUUCGGUUAAGAUAUAUCGUUCCUCCGGCACGAGUCGAAAUACUCGAAGUGAUGGGUCAACGAAGUCUGUCACAUCUCAUUCCAAGACCGUUUAUAUAGGAUUCUUGACAGAAAGUUCACGGAACACUCCAAUGAUCAAAUCCCGUUAUGACCCUUCCCGUCAUAGUAGCAAGGAGGAGACACAGCCCAGCAUUAUCCCAUUUAUUUACAAUGGUGGCGGGGACAAUAUCUGUUCAAUCUGCCGUGACAAUUUUCGCAUAGGCGAAAAUGUUGAAAUUCUCUCUGCUUGUUUGCAUAAAUACCACCCAUCUUGCCUCGCUGAAUGGUUAAAAAAGAAACGCAACUGUCCAACUUGCCGAUGGAAAUGUUAAUUUUGAACACUUGCGGAAUAUUACACAUUUUGAUUCUCAUUAACUUUUUACGAUUUUGUUUUCGAUGCUUUGUUGUAAAUAUUUUAAAAUUUUCGAAAUAAAUCUCUUUUAAUUCUAA
Messenger RNA from Octopus bimaculoides (California two-spot octopus), 659 nucleotides. RefSeq lists its product as uncharacterized. NCBI's taxonomy places the organism in Eukaryota, Metazoa, Mollusca, Cephalopoda, Octopoda, Octopodidae. The record is from RefSeq and is a predicted model, not a curated record. Gene Ontology annotation, biological process: protein ubiquitination.